UCCAAACAAUGGGUUGAAAAGUGGGAUGCGUACACAAAACCAGAAGAACCCACAAACCACAUGACUUUUUCCUUACAAAAUCAUCUACGACCCUCACUCCCCAAUCCCAUAUAAAUUCCUACAUACAAAGUCUCCCCACACCCAGAAAAAGAACACCCAAAUUCCAUCCUCAUCGUCUUCUUCUUCUCCCUCAAGAAAUCAAAUCAAAUUCUCAUCAUCAACCCUCUUUCUCUCUCUCUCUCUCUCUAUAGAAAUCAAGAACCCUAAACAAAGAAAACAAGAAACCAAAACCCCAUCAUCAUCAUCAUCAAAGCAAAUCAAAACCCCAUCUUCCUCUCUCUCUGUGGAAAUCAAGAAUCAAGAAAACCAAAACCCCAUCAUCCUCUCUCUCUCUAGAAAUCAAGAAAUCCAAAACCCCCAUCAGUCUCUCUCUCUAGAGAUCAAGAAUCAAGAAGACUAGAAGCUCCAUCAUCAUCUCUCUCUCUAGAAAUCAAGAAAUCCAAAACCCCCAUCAGUCUCUCUCUCUAGAGAUCAAGAAUCAAGAAGACUAGAAGCUCCAUCAUCAUCUCUCUCUCUAGAAAUCAAGAUGCUGCACUUGUUCUUUGCAGUGGCUUUCUCGGCGGUGCCGUUGACUCUGUAUGUACCCCCAAUCAGAAGCUUGAAUCUAUUCGUGCAAACAAUGGAAGAUCUAUGGAGGGAAUCGAGUGUGUAUACACACAGGGUUUAUCCUCGACUACGGUAUGCCUUCCGUAGGAUCUUGGAUUGUAUGCUCUGCACCACCACCACCACCACCACCACCACCACCACCCCCAUCCAUUAAUUGGAUAGUUUUUCCAAUAUGUUUCUGGCUUUUCGAUCUGCAAUUUCUGGUUUCUGUUGACGCUAAAUUUGCGGGAUUAUGUGAUGUUGAGUUUUUAUC
Messenger RNA from Cynara cardunculus var. scolymus (artichoke), 919 nucleotides. RefSeq lists its product as uncharacterized. The record is from RefSeq and is a predicted model, not a curated record. The coding region runs from base 587 to 820 and encodes 77 amino acids. The transcript has a single exon. Lineage: Eukaryota; Viridiplantae; Streptophyta; Magnoliopsida; Asterales; Asteraceae.